GGUACACCACAUCACGGCCAAGCCUGGCGCAUAUUUAUACUUUGCUUUUCGAGCUUUUAUAUGUUCGUAGAGCCGAAUGCUGGAGUGGUUUUUUUCUUUUCCUUUUUUUUGGCAUAAAUUUGCCUUCAAAGUCCGUCUCAUCUAGUAGUAACACAGGGCUUAUACAGCCAGAUUGGCUUACCACCACCAAAAGAUAAUUUCUUCAAAUGCCACGGCUCUCACCGCCGGCCAUCCGGCGCUUACACGCCAACACGCCGCUCCUGGCCGCUCUGCUCCCCACUUGCAAAACCCUGAACUCGGCGCACAACGAGCUGCGCUGGAUCCGCGAGCACGUGUGGUCUUGCACCCUCGCGCCGCAGUUCCAGAGCAUCGCAGAGGCUAAAGGCAACGACGAGAAGAGCAGGAAUGCCCUGCUCCGCCGUCUAUGCCGCCUCAGGGGCCGCGGGUAUCCGCUCCAGUAUAUCCUGGGCACCCAGCCCUUCGGCCGCCAUAUCGAUAUUAAGUGCCGUCCCGGGGUCUUGAUCCCGCGCCCCGAGACGGAGGCUUGGACUACGCAUCUCGCUAAGCUUAUGCGCAGGGCCUGGAAAGUGAAUAGGCAUAUGAAGGGGGAGGGGAUACAUGCGCAUCUGAGGAUUCUCGAUCUGUGUACAGGUUCCGGUUGCAUCGCGCUGCUAUUGCAUUCCCUCUUAUUCCGCAAGUUUCCGAAGAUACGUGUCCAGGGGCUCGAUAUCGAACCUAGGGCCGUCUCGCUGGCGAAGGAGAACCUCGCGUAUAAUGUAGAGCGCGGCUUGCUCCAGCAACAAAAUGCCGACGCUAUCUCGUUCGAGGAGACGGAUAUCUUCUCUGCGGACUGGCUCGCGCCGAUCCUCGAGCAAGUGAGCUUUUCUCUUACUGAUAACCCACGAGGCAGACUACUGCACUCGGAGAGAGGCGCCGUAGAUAUACUCGUCUCCAACCCGCCGUAUAUAUCACGAGAGGGGUUCGACCGCGACACGGAACGUUCGGUGCGCAACCACGAACCCCGUCUCGCUCUAGUCCCGGAGCCGUUGGCGGAUAACCCGUCAUAUGCGACUGUCCUGCCCGAAGACGUGUUCUACGCUAGGAUUCUGGAUGUCGCAGAGAUACUCCGGCCGCGGUUUGUGGUCCUUGAGGUGGGCGACUUGGCGCAGGCUGUCCGCGUGGUGCAGAUGGCGCGUGAACGCAAUAGCGACGCAGAAGAAGUCGAGAUAUGGAGAGAUUGGCCGGAUAUGCAACCUCGUGAAGGCGAGCCGGAGAGCGUGGACGUGGCCGGUAUGACUGUGCCGGUCAGGGGUAGUGGUAAUGGAAGGGUUGUGUUUCUUCGUCGGCUUAAUUUAUACGAAUAUGAAAACAAAUCCAAUCGUAAAGCAAUACAAAGGCCCUGGAAUAUAUGUUAGGUAGGUUAGGUAGGUACCCGAUCUUUAACACGACAUAUAUUAUUAUAUACACGACGGGAGCGGUAUUUACAGCUAAUAGUAUACAGCCAGCUACCUACCUAUGUACCCUAUAUAUAUAUACGAAUAUUACUCCAUCCCCCCAAAAAUACCACACGGGCGCAUCUACUCUCUUCACGGCUUGGUGAACUUAUCGAAGAACUCCAUGAUUAUCUGCGACGCCUGGAUAUGCGUCGGCCCCUGUCCCGCCGCCACCUGCGAGAAGUUGAUCUCGGUCGACGCCCAGCAGUGUCCCAUAUCAUCGACCUUCCAAUGCUGCAACACGCCCUCCUCGCCCCCGCAGUUGUUCCAAGUAGUAUGAUGCACGUCGCCACCAAAGCUAUCCUCGACCAGCUUCGCGCCGUCGUCGCACCCGUUCCGCUGCGCCCACCACCCGAGCCAGGUCGGAAUACUCGGCUCCUCGCCGCCCUCGCCGUCUCCCCCGUCGUAGCGCACGCUGCCGUCCGCGCC
This is a messenger RNA of Daldinia vernicosa, 1922 nucleotides long. RefSeq names its product S-adenosyl-L-methionine-dependent methyltransferase. Gene Ontology annotation, cellular component: mitochondrion. Gene Ontology annotation, biological process: methylation. NCBI's taxonomy places the organism in Eukaryota, Fungi, Ascomycota, Sordariomycetes, Xylariales, Hypoxylaceae. Gene Ontology annotation, molecular function: nucleic acid binding; methyltransferase activity. Bases 207 to 1415 code for a protein of 402 amino acids. The record is from RefSeq and is a predicted model, not a curated record. The transcript is spliced from 3 exons.